Messenger RNA from Asterias rubens (European starfish), 2836 nucleotides. Its product is annotated as adenosine kinase-like. Gene Ontology annotation, biological process: purine ribonucleoside salvage. Gene Ontology annotation, cellular component: nucleus; cytosol. Gene Ontology annotation, molecular function: adenosine kinase activity. The transcript is spliced from 10 exons. The coding region runs from base 147 to 1205 and encodes 352 amino acids. The record is from RefSeq and is a predicted model, not a curated record. NCBI's taxonomy places the organism in Eukaryota, Metazoa, Echinodermata, Asteroidea, Forcipulatida, Asteriidae.
GAUUACACACAAAUCGGCGGCAUUAUUUUUGUGUGGGUCCAAAUUUAGUCGCGAUUCACGCAAAAUCACCAGACACAGUUCAACUUGUUACGUAAUACACGUACACACACCGUGUUUACCUUUUAGUGAUAACAUCUUCUGGUGAUAUGGCUGAACCACAAGCGAAAAGAUCAAAGUUGGAUGUACCGGAAGGUAUUAUCUUCGGAAUCGGCAAUCCGCUCUUGGACAUUUCAGCCAAAGCUGACAAGGAUUUCCUCAGCAAGUAUGAUUUGGAGGCCAACUGUGCAAUCUUGGCGGAGGAGAAGCACUUGCCGUUAUACGAAGAGAUGAUAAAAAAAUUUGACGUGGAGUACAUUCCAGGCGGUGCUUGUCAAAACAGUUUGAGGGUGCUUCAGUGGGUUCUGGAGGAGCCAGAGAGGGCGGUAUUCUCUGGUUGUAUCGGCGAGGACGAAUACGCCAAGAACAUGAAAGAGAAGAUGGCUGAAGCUAAAGUCCGUACAGCGUACCUCGUCAAUGCUGAACAGCCAACAGGCACAUGUGCCGCUCUAAUCACCGGCAACAACAGGUCACUUGUUGCCAAUUUAGCAGCAGCAAACCACUUCAAGCUCGAUCAUCUACUCAAACCAGAGAACUGGGCACUCAUUGAAAAGGCUGAAUAUUUCUACAAUACUGGAUUUCAUCUAACCGUGUCUCCCGAGGCGAUGCUGGCUAUUGCAAAACAUGCCGACGAGAAGAACAAAGUCUACAUGACCAAUCUGUCAGCUCCCUUUAUCUGUCAAUUCUUUAAGAAGCCACAGAUGGAGGUUAUGCCUUAUGUAGAUUACUUGUUUGGAAAUGAAACGGAAUUUGGAAUCUUUGCCAAAGAACAAGACUUUGGGACAGAAGAUCUUGAAGAGAUUGCCCUCAAGACAGCUGCCUUAGAAAAGAAGAACACAAAACGCCAACGCGUUGUGAUCAUCACACAAGGUGCAGAUGACACCAUCGUUGCACAAGAUGGUAAGGUGACGAAGUACCCGGUACUGAAGUUGACAUCAGAUGAAAUCGUAGACACCAAUGGAGCCGGUGAUGCAUUUGUAGGAGGAUUCCUUGCACAGAUGGUUCAAGGAAAAGAGAUUUCAGAUUGCGUCCGAUGUGCCAACUACACCGCAAGCUACAUCAUUCAAAGAUCAGGGGUCUCAUUCGAAGGAAAGGCUGACUUCAAAUAAUUCAAAUCCACUCAACAUUCAUCGUAAAAAUUGUUUAUUAAAAAAAUUAGGAAAGCCCCUCUCCUAUUUGUCAAGGUUGUAAUGAGAAGAGUCAAAUACAUUUCAAGAUUGACCGGUGCACUGCCAAAACAAUCAAUAGGGGACUUUUGAGAUGUCGGUGGCAGCAGACAUAUCGGUACUUUUUUGCGACUCUGAGCGUGCGCGCGCAGGCUCAGUAUUGCGUGCAUAAGUCAGAGCGCGCGAACUACCGUGAUAAAGAACCGUCUAAAAGUCUCCCGUUCUUUAGAUUAUGUUGAAAAUUGUUUUAAAAUUUACGUGGUGGUGGGCUUCGAUAUAAAUUCAUGUUUGGUUCAGUUGUCGAACUUUGUGGGUAGAUAACAGUGUUCUGGCUUAUAGAGGCAGUUGAGGAAAUAAAAUAACCAUACCCUAUUUGCAUACAGGGGUACAUCUCAACAGUGCAUUACCAUAUUACAUUGCCCCUUGCAAAAUCAGUUUCUAUUUUACAGCAUUGAUUGGCAUGAGUUUUGGGAAGCCAUUUGAUUUAUAAAAGUCUUGCCUUUUAUUGUGUAUCGAAUAAUCCCUUUGUUGCUUUGAAGUUCGCCAACUUGUAGGGCAGACAGUAUGUGCGUUAAAAUGCGUACAUCAAAGAAGUACGCAGCGUUCCCGGUUUGAUUUCUACGACACCUGCAUGCACACCUACACGCACACACUCACACAGGCAUGUGUAUGGUGCAGACCAAGGACUUCUCUUCGUUCUCCCAUUGUUUGGACAUAGUUUGGUUUUCAGACGUCCCCAUUGGUUUUGUACACAAAAUCUACUGAGGACUGUCCCCGGUGUGACUUUUUCCCCGGAUCCCUUUUGUUAAAGUCCUCGAUUAUCAAUAGUAGACAUGCCCACAAACACCUGUUGUCCUUUCUGUUGUUCCCGUAUUGAAGCAAUCCCUAUUGGUUUUGUACACAAAUGACUAGUGAGGACCCAUGAAAACAAAGAACCGACUAGUGAGGACCUAUUGCAUACACACAGUCGUGUUUGACCAUUACGUUAGAGGACGCCUAAUGUACUUUCUGUUGUUCCCGUAUUGAAGCAAUCCCGUUUGGUUUUGUACACAAAUGACUAUAGUGAGGACCCAUGAAAACAAAGAACCGACUAGUGAGGACCUAUUGUCCCUGUUGAAACAAGUCCUCGGAGAGUAGGCCACACAAACCCCAUGUUGUAGGGCAGAUUUUUGAAUGGUGAUGUCAUAUUCAAUACGGUCUAUACUGGCUUAUAAUGUUGAGCUAGCUUUCUCUUCUACUCUAAACUUGGGUUCCUUUUGUUGUUCAUUUUGUUGUUCACUUGCAGACACCACCUGUAUGGAUACUUAUAUUUUAUUUUGUCAGAAUGCUAUUUUACACAAUUUGAAUGUUCAAUCAAUUAUCAAACAACUUAAAGUUGUUGAGUAGAUUAUAAUCUUUGAAUGUAUUCUUCUGGAAAUAAAUUACCUAAAUGGUUUGAUGUCGAACAAAGGAAACAUUUACUUGGGCGGGAUUUGAACCAAUGACCUCUGGUUUAAUGUGACGGAUGUUGUUGCUUCAGAUACCGCUUUUGUCAAUUUUUCUUUGUCCAACCCCAAACCAUUUCUUAAAAAUAA